Molecule: messenger RNA, 2565 nt
Organism: Branchiostoma belcheri (Belcher's lancelet)
Lineage: Eukaryota; Metazoa; Chordata; Leptocardii; Amphioxiformes; Branchiostomatidae
Product: ATP-dependent DNA helicase Q1-like
Exons: 13
Coding region: 220-2472 (750 amino acids)
Biological process (GO): double-strand break repair via homologous recombination
Cellular component (GO): cytoplasm; chromosome
Molecular function (GO): four-way junction helicase activity; nucleic acid binding; ATP binding
Source: RefSeq, a predicted model, not a curated record
UUCACCUUUCAACAUGGCGGCAAAUUGCAAUUUUUGGUCACAUGUGAUUCAUAUUUUGGGUGAUUUUGGCUCUCUUUCCGGCUAAAUGGUGCUCAAGUGUGUGAAAUACGUCUGAAAACAUUUGAACUCAAUUGUUUAGCUAGUGCGUGUUCUCUCCACCUUGUUGCGUUGGGCGCAAGCAAAUACGUAUACUGCCAUCGCCCCCCUCCCCAUUUCAACAUGACAGCGGUAGAAGAGCUGACGUCACAACUGGUGGAGGUGGAGUCAGAGAUGGAAGCCGUGCGUCUGCAGAUGCUGCAGCUGAAGGGGAGGAGGGCGCACCUGAUGACACGGAAACAGCAGCUGGAACAGCAGAUAGAGCAGCUCCAGGACAGCAAAGCUGCUGUGCUCAGGGAAAAGGACUGGAGCAGGACAGAUUUUGAAUGGUCAUCCAAAUUGAAAAGUCUGCUUGGGUCUGUCUUCAAGUUGUCAAAGUUCCGUCCGCUGCAGCUUCAUGCGAUGAACGCCAGCCUGUCUGGAUAUGACACCGUCCUCAUCAUGCCUACUGGAGCUGGCAAGAGUCUGUGUUUUCAACUCACAGCACUCGUGUCUGAAGGUGUGACCCUGGUGAUCUCCCCUCUGGUGUCCCUGAUGGAGGACCAGCUGAUAGCGUUACAGAACCUGGGGAUCCCGGCAGCCAUCCUCACAGCUAACACCAGCCGAGCUGAGGUCACACAGGUCCUCAACAGUCUGGUCGACAAGAAGUCAGACUUGAAGCUGCUGUAUGUGACUCCUGAGAAGGUGGCUAAGAGUAAGCGGUUCAUGGCAAAGGUAGAGAAGAUGCACGCUGUGGGCAGGUUUGCACGACUGGUCAUUGAUGAGAUCCACUGCUGCAGCCAAUGGGGACACGACUUCAGACCAGACUACAAGACUCUGGGUGUCCUGAAGCGUCAGUACCCCAAUGUUCCCAUCUUGGGCCUGACUGCCACUGCUACUUCAUACGUCAUCGAAGAUGUGAAGGCUAUACUCAGCAUGCCCAGCUGUCUGCUGUUCAGGGCUUCAUUUAACAGGCGCAACCUUUACUAUGAGGUGCUUAGGAAACCAUCUUCCCAUGAAAAUGUAAUGGAGAAAUUAGUUCAAGUAAUCAACGACCGCUUCAAAGGACAGUCAGGAAUCAUCUACGUGUUCUCCAGACGAGAGGCAGAGCAGGUAGCGGGGGACCUGUUGAAGAGAGGUGUCCAGGCGGGGUACUACCACGCUGACCUGGACGCCAAGUACCGCAGUCUGAUCCACAGGAAAUGGCUGGCCAACACAAUUCAGGUUGUUGUUGCCACAAUAGCAUUUGGCAUGGGGAUAGACAAACCUGAUGUACGUUUUGUCAUCCACCACUCCAUCAGCAAGUCCAUGGAGAACUUCUACCAGGAGAGUGGGAGGGCAGGCAGGGAUGACCAGCCAGCCUACUGUAUCCUGUACUACGGUUUCCAGGACAUCUUCAGACAGAGCACCAUGGUCAUGACAGAACAAACAGGACAGCAGAAGCUGUAUGGAAUGGUGAAAUACUGUCAUGACAUCAACAGGUGUCGGCGGGCCAUCAUUGCUGACCACUUUGAUGAAGGCUGGGACUCCACAAAAUGUGGUGGCAUGUGUGAUGUCUGUGACCCUACUUUAGUCACCAUAACAGAAGAAGUAGACAUCACCAAUCUCUGCCAAGAGGUCAUCACAGUCAUCCAAUCAGCAAAGGCGAAAGAAGAGCGUCUGACCGGGCUGAAGGUAGCCGACAGCUGGUUGGGUAGAGGGGACAAGCGGAGGAAAAACCACCCCCCGUGGCUGAGUCGUGAGAUAGGGGAGAGAGUCAUCACACACAUGCUCCUGGAGGGUUACCUGAGAGAAGACUACCACUUCACACCUUACAGCACCAUCAGUUAUCUCAUUCCAGGACCCAAGAGCCACAUGCUGAUGAGUGGGGGUGUUCAGGUGGCACUCUGUAUUCCAAACAAGAGGAAAAAGAGUAGGACAUCCGCUGCAGCAAGUAGUACUGUGACAUUGGGAACAACCAGAGAUGCAGCUUCAAGUAUGGUAGAAGCCACAACUGGGAACCAGAAAGUAUCCAGUACAGAAGUGAAACCAAACAUUGUCAGCAUUGCAAGAAGGGACAGCUUCACAGGGCCUCAGAAUACACAAGAUACAGAUUGUAUCGUGAUUUUGGAUGAUGAUGAUGAUGAUUUUGCUAUCAAAGAGAUAACGGGCAAAGACAAUGUUGAUCUCAGAGAGAUAGGAAGCGGAGACCACACUGGCUACUCCAACACACAGUCUACCUCUCAGGGCAAGUUACAGAAAAUAACUGGCACAAACGCAGUCAGGAAAGGAGAUGGAAAGCAACAUCGUAAGUUGAAGAGGAAGAGUGGGGUCUCAGAUCAGCUGCAUAGGAAGAAACAUAUCAAGAGUGGUGACUCCUGGAAAAGCCAUGCUCAUGAUAAGACAGACUUUUCAUAGGUUAACAGCAAAGGAACAAAUAGAGUUGCAGAAAUUUGUUGAAAGAACAGAUAAAAGUCAGAAUCUUGUUAUUGAUUGAGGCAGUACUUUAAA